Daucus carota subsp. sativus is the source of this 826-nucleotide messenger RNA. RefSeq lists its product as uncharacterized. The transcript is spliced from 2 exons. Lineage: Eukaryota; Viridiplantae; Streptophyta; Magnoliopsida; Apiales; Apiaceae. The record is from RefSeq and is a predicted model, not a curated record. Bases 8 to 826 code for a protein of 272 amino acids.
UAUAAAUAUGGUGCGGGAGUCCAAUCAAAGUAUAACUGAUGCUGAGAUUGACAAAUGCUUAGAGAGUGAUUUUGCUAUUUGGUUUAAACAAUAUGCACAAAAUCCAUCAUUGGUUCCAGAUGAAAUUGUUCGAGACAUUGCUUCAGGACCUCUUCGCUCAGUUAGAUCUGUACCAAUUUACUAUGUAAACGGGUACAAGUUUCAUACGCGAAAAUAUGGGGAAAACAGAUCCACAUUCAACAGCGGAGUAUGCAUUAAAGGAUCAAACUAUAGUGAGACAUCUAAUGAUUAUUUUGGAAUCAUAGAUGAGAUUUUAAUCCUUGAGUAUCCUCGUCUUCCGAUAAAGAAAACAACAUUGUUUAAGUGCGAGUGGUUUGAUCCUACACCAAAUGUAGGUACAAGAGUUCAUCUCCGCUUUAAAAUGGUUGAAGUGAAUCGGAAAAAAAAAUUGAGCGUCUAUGAACCUUUUAUCUUGGCAAGUCAAGCCAUGCAAGUCUAUUUUUGUAAUUAUCCAAGUCUUAGGCGAGACAAGAUGGAUUGGUUGGUUGUAUGCAAAAUUAAGGCUCGUCCACUUGUUGAAUUGUCACAAGCACCUCAAUCACACCAAGAGCCAUAUCAAGAUGAAACACCGGAAAACUUGAAUAGGAUCGACAUAAGAGAUAUUCCCACACAUCUAAAUGAUAAUGAAGGCAUUUUAGAUUUAGAUGACGGUGAAGGGUCACCCGAAGAAGAGAUUGAGUUUGAUUCGGAUUCGGAAGAAGGGGGAUCUUCACAAAGUGAUGAUAUUGAUAAUAAUGGGUCUGAUUAUAAUAAUUCUUCUAAUUAG